Molecule: messenger RNA, 887 nt
Organism: Cucurbita maxima (winter squash)
Lineage: Eukaryota; Viridiplantae; Streptophyta; Magnoliopsida; Cucurbitales; Cucurbitaceae
Product: peptidyl-prolyl cis-trans isomerase NIMA-interacting 4
Exons: 4
Coding region: 160-609 (149 amino acids)
Biological process (GO): rRNA processing
Molecular function (GO): peptidyl-prolyl cis-trans isomerase activity; DNA binding
Source: RefSeq, a predicted model, not a curated record
AACCCUAAAAACCUCCCAGGUGCAAACCCCGAAGUGUAGGUCGAUUAAUCUUAUUCUAUUCCGUCGAAGAUUCUUUCUUGGAUAUAUACUAGAUUUAUGAGUUGCGUGAUAAUCGAUAUCACUUGGAAUUUCUCUGCAAUUGAAUCCACUGUGUAGGUCAUGGGGAAAGAUUCGAAGGCAAAGGACGCGGGUGGUAAAGGGAAGGGGAAGGCGAAGCAAGCAGCUUCCGGAGCCGAUGAAAGUGCUUCCAAAGGGAAGGGAAAAUCCGGAAAAGCUGCUUCCGAUGGCCUUGGAACUUGCACUUAUGUCAAAGCAAGGCAUAUACUGUGCGAGAAGCAGGGUAAAAUCAAUGAAGCGUACAAGAAGUUGCAGGACGGUUGGCUUAGCAAUGGGGACAAGGUUCCUCCUGCUGAGUUUGCUAAGUUAGCAGCAGAAUACUCGGAGUGUCCAUCAGGGAAAAAAGGUGGGGACCUGGGAUGGUUUCCUCGUGGAAAAAUGGCCGGCCCAUUUCAAGACGUUGCAUUCAGCACUUUAAUUGGAGCAACCAGUGCACCAUUCAAGUCAACGCAUGGGUACCAUAUCAUCUUGUGUGAAGGGAGGAAGAAUUAGGAAAUCCGACUCAAUUCGGGAAAAUCCUACAUUUGGCCAUUAGCAAUAAUAAUAAUUCCCAGUUGAUUUGUACUACUUUUUUCGUUAAGAGCUCUACAUAAAAAAAAAAGAAAGAAAAAAAGAACUCUACAAAAAUUUUCGUUUACUGCGUUGUUCUCUCUAGAGCCAUGGAGUGAUCAAAACCAAUGCAUAUGCAUGUUCCUGCCUUAACUAUACCGUGUAUUUGUAGUUUGGUGGUCUGUUUUUAAUAAUAUUUAGUAAUGGAACUAUCCCUUGUU